This is a messenger RNA of Salvelinus fontinalis (brook trout), 7158 nucleotides long. Its product is annotated as semaphorin-6D-like. Gene Ontology annotation, biological process: semaphorin-plexin signaling pathway; positive regulation of cell migration; axon guidance. The coding region runs from base 697 to 4143 and encodes 1148 amino acids. The transcript is spliced from 19 exons. NCBI's taxonomy places the organism in Eukaryota, Metazoa, Chordata, Actinopteri, Salmoniformes, Salmonidae. Gene Ontology annotation, molecular function: chemorepellent activity; semaphorin receptor binding. The record is from RefSeq and is a predicted model, not a curated record.
UCUUUAAAUCAGCAACGAGCAGCGAAAGUGCCCUUGCAAACUGAAGGGGAAAGGUUGUAUUUGUUGCAAACUGAGUCGGCUUGUAGGGCUGCCCUGCACAAGUGGUGAAUACUACAGAAAUAGUUGUCGACCGGGCUAUUUAUACAUGGGCUUUCUUCGUAUGGGCUGCAGCCUAUAUAAUCAUAGUUUAUGAAACAUUAUCGUUCUGCUUGUAUCUCUUUUGCCUGAUUUGUUCUAUGUGCGCGCUCAGUGCUGAACGGAAUGCGCACCUCUCUUAUUUACGUUUUCCCUCUGGUUUUAAAGUUAAUAGUAAAGGGGGGGUGGGGAGUGAAGGUACGAGGGGACUGUAGUGCUAUUUGAUCACGGUUGAGCUUUGAAGAUCAGUGAGCAUUGAGCCGGGCCCAAGGACGCAGAGAGAGAGGAGUCCGCGACUCUGAAUUAAUGUCCGCGGUCCGCGACUGGAAAAGAGAAGUGUGGAGACCAUAUGGCCCUGGGAAUAAGGAAUUAUAUACGUUUAUAACUCCACCAAAUGGAAUUAUUAUAAUGGAUGAACGUUAUAGGGAAUAUAGCCUUCAUUGGGAUUGGAAGGAGAUCUGCAAUACGCUUUCAUGAAUCAUUUUGGAACCAUAAGGUAACAUCUUGUUGGGUGAGAACCAGGCAGGAAGGAGUGGUCUCAGACCAAAAGCAGCAACAGUCAUGGUUUGGAGAGCAGGCCUUCUGCUCAGCAUACUGCUAGCUACAGCCACACACACCCUGUCUGCCAGCUUCCCAGAGGACAGUAUACCCCUGGACAUUGUCGAUGCACACUUCUCGCGGCAGUACCCAGUAUUCCGAGGUCGUCCGUCGGGGAACGAGUCACAGCACAGACUGGACUUCCAACUGAUGACCAAGAUACAGGAUACGCUGUUCAUCGCUGGCAGAGACCAGGUGUAUCUUGUGAGUCUCCGAGAAUCCUACAGGAAUGAGAUCAUUCCCUACAGGAAGUUAACAUGGAGGUCAGGCGAGGCAGACAGAAAGAACUGUGCCAUGAAGGGGAAACACAGAGAUGAGUGUCAUAACUACAUCAAGGUUCUGGUUCCCAGAAAUGAUGACCUGGUGUUCAUCUGUGGAACAAACGGCUUCAACCCCAUGUGCCGGUACUACAGGCUGGAUAACCUGGAGUUUGACGGGGAGGAAAUCAGCGGACUGGCACGAUGCCCGUUUGACGCCAAGCAGACCAACGUCGCUCUGUUCGCUGACGGGAAGCUGUACUCGGCGACGGUUGCUGACUUCCUGGCGAGCGACGCAGUGAUCUACCGUAGUAUGGGUGACGGCUCGGCCCUCAGGACUAUUAAAUACGACUCCAAAUGGCUGAAAGAGCCCCAUUUCCUGCAUGCAGUGGAUUAUGGGAACUAUGUCUACUUCUUCUACAGAGAGAUCGCAGCAGAACACAACAACUUGGGCAAGGCCGUCUACUCCAGAGUGGCUCGUAUCUGUAAGAACGACGUAGGCGGGUCCCAGCGUGUGUUGGAGAAACACUGGACGUCCUUCGUCAAGGCCAGACUCAACUGUUCUGUUCCUGGAGAAUCGUUCUUCUACUUCGAUGUUCUACAGUCCAUCACUGACAUCCUCAACAUCAACGGAGUUCCUUCUGUGGUGGGAGUCUUCACUACACAGAUGAACAGUAUCCCAGGGUCUGCAGUGUGUGCGUUCUCCAUGGAUGACAUAGAGAAGGUGUUCAGAGGACGAUUUAAAGAACAGAAAACACCUGACUCUGUCUGGACCGCCUUCCCAGAGGAGAGACUGCCCAAACCCAGGCCAGGCUGCUGUUCGGGUCAUGGCCAGGCUGAGUCCUAUAAGACCUCUAUAGAGUUCCCUGAUGAGACCCUCCUGUUCAUCAAGUCUCACCCCCUCAUGGACGCCUCCGUGCCUAACAUAGGAGACGAGCCCUGGUUCACCAAGACACGCGUCAGGUACAGGCUGACAGCCUUGGCGGUGGACAACGCGGCUGGUCCACAUGGUAACUACACGGUGCUGUUCAUUGGUUCAGAGGCGGGCGUGGUGCUGAAGGUUCUAGCCAAGACUUCCCCUCUGUCCCUAAACGACAGCAUCCUAUUGGAGGAGAUCGACCUGUUCAACAGAGCCAAGUGUCUGUCUAACAAUGAGGAUGACAGGCAUAUUUUGUCGCUCCAUGUUGACAGAGACACACACAGUGUGUAUGUAGCUUUCUCUAGCUGUGUGGUUCGCAUGCCUCUCAGCCGCUGUGAGCGACACACUAACUGCCACAAGUCUUGUAUAGCGUCCAGGGACCCCUACUGUGGCUGGAUGCCUCAUGGAGCCUGUGAGAGGAUCCUGCCUGGAGUUCUGUCUGGUUAUGAGCAGGAUGUAGAGUUUGGGAACACGGUUCAGCUGGGAGACUGCCAUGUGUUUUUGGCCACUACAUCAGCGACAGAUUACAAAUCAUUUGGUGACCCGACCUCUGACAUGGAGUUGUCAUCUACGUCAUUCACAGACCAGCCCAGUGGGCCCAUACACCCCCCAGUACCCCCAGUACUCACCCCCACCCUGAGCCCCCAUCCUGGGCUUGGUCCCGGGGAAAGGCCUGGGUUGGGGCCUGGGGCUGGUUCUCCAGACCUGUAUGGCUCAGGGUUUGUGCAGCAGGAUGACCCGGCCACCUCCCAUUCACUAGAGUCACUCCCAGGGGGCCUAGAGGGUGUGUGGGAGAUCCAGGCGGGAGAAGCCAAUCAGAUGGUCCACAUGAAUAUCCUGAUCAGCUGUGUGUUGGCUGCCUUCCUCCUGGGGGCGCUAGUGGCAGGCCUGGUGGUGUUCUGCUAUAGAGACUCCUUCCUCCGCCACAAGCCCCGGCACGCCCACAAAGAUGCAGAGUCAGCCCCCUCCUGCAGCGACUCCACCGGAUCCUUCACUAAGCUCAACGGGCUCUUCGACAGUCCUGUCAAGGAGUACCAGCCAAGUCUGGACUGUCCCAAGCUGUACACCAACUUACUGAGCAGUGGUAAGGACCUGUCGCCUAACGGAGACACCAAGACCAUGAUCCUCCGGGAUGGCUGUCAGCCUCCCGAGCUGGCCGCCCUGCCCACCCCCGAGUCUACCCCUGUGCUGCAGCAGAAAGUCCUGCAGCCAAUCAGGAACCAGUGGGAGCGAGCCAAUCACCACGGGAAGAUCAAUGGAUCCAGGAAGAACUCCAACUCUACCUCCUCCUCCUCCAUCGCCAAGAGUCCCCAGUUCCACUCCAGUCCCCCCCCCCCUCCUCACCCCCAGCCCCACCCUGCGCUGGGACACUCCCACAUCCCCAGCGCCGUCGUCCUUCCCAACGCCACGCACGAAUACCGCAGUGGUUACCAUGGAAACCCGGCCGACGACGUCACGCCGCCACGCACCCUGGACAGGAAGCCAGAGAACAUGGAACACCUUCAGGCCACGCCCCCUCAUUCUAAAGGAAGCAGAAAGGAGCAGAAGAGGUCGCUGGAUGCCAGGAACACACUGAACGACCUGCUGAAGCACCUGAACGAUGCUAACACGGCUAACGCUAGCUCCAAGGCUAUCCUCCAAGAGGGGGCCGGCUCAGCGCCCCGACCCAGCAGACAACACCUGAUGCUGGAGCCUCUAGGGGACAUCACUGAGGUUCCCCCCAAGGUCCCCAGCCGAGAGGCCUCUCUUUACUCCCCCUCCUCCUCCUCCUCCCUGCCCAGGCACAGCCCCACCAAGAGGGUUGACGUCCCCCUACCCUCCGCCCCUAGCUCCCCCACAGGCAGCCUGGGUAUGGGAGGAAGCAUGAGCGGCACCCUGGAGAGGAGGUACGGCUCUCAUCACAGGAGCUCUUCUCACAGACACUCCCUCACCGCCACCUCUCCCAACGGGGUCAGUAUGGGGGUGUCGUUGUCCCACCAACACAGUAUGAACAGAGGGGGGUACAUGCCCCCCACCCCUCCCUCCAGACUGGACUCCCAGAGGGGGCUCCACUCCCCCCAUCAACACCCCCACCCCCCCUCCCUGUCCCGCCAGAGCAGCUACAGUGGGCACGGCUCGCUCCCCCGCCAGGGACUUAAACGGACCCCGUCCCUAAAGCCUGACGUCCCCCCUAAACCCAACGCCUUCACCCCACAGACUCCUCAGAUGAGGGUGGUCAACAAGUACAGCUACUAGGACACUAUAGACACUAUGGAGUGUACUACCAAGUGUACUAACUGGGACAGGGCAGGGGCACUACUGAAUGUGCUCUAGAGCCAGACUGGUUGUGAGAAGGCUUAGGGAGGGAGUAGGACCAUGUGUGUGUCGGGGUGUGUCCCCAUGGAAUGAUUCAUUCCUUCACUCUAAAAAGGGAAAAUCACACCAGUGGCCAAAGAUGUGACGUGGAGUUCUGUGUCUUGUCUUGUGGCUCCAUGUUUCUCUCCAUCUCACAACAUACUGGUCAGUCUCCUCUAACCCUGACCCCUGGCCCUGACUCACUAACCCCAGCCCCAGGACAUAAGGCAGGGUGGGGGUAGAUGGGUGUAGGGGUCCUGUAGGGGACUAGCGUGGCCCCCAGUGUGUAGCCUGGCUCUAUGAUCCUGACUGUAACCCCAGCCCCAGGACAUAAGGCAGGGUGGGGGUAGAUGGGUGUAGGGGUCCUGUGGGGGACUAGCGUGGCCCCCAGUGUGUAGCCUGGCUCUAUGAUCCUGACUGUGGACGGUACGAGGUCUAACUCCGAGAACUACUUGAAGAAUGGGUCUGAUGUCUCACUGUCACUAAGCACUGUCUGUUUGUGCCACAAAUGGCACCCUAUUCCCUUUGUUGUCAACUACUUCUGACCACGGCACAUAGGCCUGGUUGUACCUAGUGCACUAUAUAGGGAAUAAGGGUGCCAUUUGGGGGACACCCUCUGUCUUCCCAUGAAUGUGAACUGGACUGAACUGAACUAGGGGGAGGAAUACGAUAGAACUGUUUGUAUCUUGUCUGUCUGACUGAUGGGGGAGAGCAGCGAGGAGACACACUAAACAUAGUGUCCCUUUAGAGGUGUUUAACUCAACUAUAAAGAUGGAGGAGGAAGGAAGGCAACAGAGAGAAUACCAGUGUGUGUCAGCUGGAGGGCAAAACCCAAUGUACAGCAAACACAUACACACACACUUUGCUUGGGGAGGUGAAAGGUACGUACCCUAACAGGGACCCUCUGUAACUCACUGGGAUAUCUACUGAACACGUUUGCUGCUAUGGGUUUAUGAUGAGUAAUGUAUGUUGCUAUUGGUUUAUGAUGAGUAAUGUAUGUUGCUAUUGGUUUAUGAUGAGUAAUGUAUGUUGCUAUUGGUUUAUGAUGAGUACUAUAUGUUGAGUGUAUUUAGUCCUCUUAUGCGUCUGUACCCUACAGCUGCCGUUGUCUCCUGACGUGUGUGUGUGUGUGUAUGUGCGUACAGACCAUGCAAUUCAAUGCACUGUUAGAACAGGCUCCAGUGCCAUCAGAGUCCUCUAUCAACACAUACCACCCUUCUCCUGUCUCACACAGACACACAGAUCCAAACUGGCGAUGCAGAGACCUUUCCUCCAGUCUUUCAAUGUAGCAGAGUGGUAUUUAGAAACAUUUCAUCCAACCCACUUCAACAGGCUGGUUCUGGUUUGGUUUGGUUUGGUUUUCUUUAUUUUAUUCAGAAAUGAAAGACGUAAACAUUUUAUGCAACACCAAUGGGUUUAGUUCUGUCAGGUUGAAAUGGCGUUCUGUAACAUGUCUGUCUCACCUGCCAACUGCAUGUCCGUCACUAGUGUUGGUCUCUGUGCUCCGGUGGGAGUUCACAAACUGCUCUCUGUGUGGUAGUUUCCCCAAGGUACAGAUCCAGGAUCAGCUUACCCUCUCUCAAACCUAAUCUUAACCAUUUCCAGGGUAACUGAUCUUAGAUCUUCGGUUCUCUGGCUGCCAUUUUGGUUCCAGAGGCAGUGUUGUGUUUGCAGUUUCCCAGUGAGUGACAAGUGUACAAUCACACCAACAUCUACCAAUGUGUCCUACCGAGUCAUGCUGGUAAUGACAAGAUACUGUACAUAUUAUAAAUAUAUGAGUAUACAUAUUUUUAGGCCAGUUAAUCCCAAUCUGUGCAUCGUGUGCCUUAUUCAACAAAUGAUCGAUAUACAGAAAUAUUGAGGGAAAAGGUGAUUUGGUCCUGAAUGUCAUUAUUGUUACAAUAUAACCUAAGCAACUCUGAUUAUUUGAAUUCAGAGUGAAAUUUGUGUUCCGCAUUUAAAUGUGUAUUUAUCUACCAAACUGCAGUUAUUUCGAUUCUAGAACUAAGAGUCGGUUUAGUCACCAACAUUCCAUUACAGAAUGCAGGCUGAAGCAAAGCAUGCUGGGAUUACAGUAUCCGUAUAUGACCUCAUGAAGAAGAAGGCUGCUGAUAGACCAAGCUGAGGUUCCAUGCAGUGAAUGUACUAUUAUGGCAUGGGGAUGUAGACUGACUCGUGUCUUCUCUCUAAACGCUUUGCUUCAUAACACUCAACAUGGCACUAUACAGCCAAUAUACAGUAAACAGUCGAUAGAGUACUCAAUAAACAUCCAACCCAGUAUUAAGGUAAACACUCCGGGUAAUUAUUAUAGAUCAAAGAUGUGUAUCUAAUGUCUUAAUAAACUGUUCCAUUAGAGUGAGCAGUGGUCAUGUGACCGGGACAUAAGAACAGGAUGUGGGUCAGAUCUUACAUUGACAAUGACGUUCAUGAUUUGGGUACAUUUACUUUAUUUGGGGAAUUAAUUUGUCUGCCUGUUUCAAACCCGAAGCCACAUUUUGUUAAAAAAUAUAAUUAAAGUCUUGUCUAUCAGUCGUCCUCUGCUAACCAGUGUUUGGGCUCAGAGACACACACACCCCCCUGUUCCAUUGGUCCAGACAGACAAGCUGUGCUCAGCUGUCUUGUGCGUUACCAUAUUGACCUGGGUCUUUGUGUUGCAGUGUCAGUCUACAGCCUUCCUACCCUCCUGUCUAUCUAUGCUCUAUGUGUGCAGAUGAACCAGCCUCGUUGACAUUACCUUUCUAAUACUGUUCUGAUUGGACAGUAAGACCCCCCGAUGUUUGUUCAGAGUGUUUGUAGAUAUGUUGUAAAGUUGGAACUGUGAAUGUGUACAAAAUGAUCGUCUUUUGUUUCAGGACUUCUUGUUGAAUUUUUUUUAACACGGCAUGUAUAGUUGAAAUAAAAUAUUACUGCACAGAA